This is a messenger RNA of Aplysia californica (California sea hare), 2351 nucleotides long. RefSeq lists its product as uncharacterized. The record is from RefSeq and is a predicted model, not a curated record. NCBI's taxonomy places the organism in Eukaryota, Metazoa, Mollusca, Gastropoda, Aplysiida, Aplysiidae. Gene Ontology annotation, biological process: regulation of mitochondrial mRNA stability.
GUGGAGACAGACAUCCUCGCCCUGUGUGUGGAGUACUGCCGCUCCCAGCGCUUCGUGUCUCCCGUGGUGAUGGACGUAGCAGCGCGUCACUUCACGCAGCACGGGCCCAGCUACGAGCCGCUCCAGCUGUACGCCGUGCUCAGAGCCUUCGGCCACCUCAACUUCCUGCCACCGCAGCCGGCCGCCUUUCUGAAGAGAGUAGAGAGCUGCUUGUCGGAUCGCUUCAGUGUGAUUGGUGCGGACCAGCUGUUGGAGAUCCUGGGCUCCUUCACCUUUGUCGGGGUCCUGCCUCACAACUUCUACCGGAGGAUCAGCAGCGACUACUUCUACAGUAAGGUCGGAGAUCUGAAGAACCCCAGCAAGAUGUCGGCUCUGAUGUGGCUCAAGGUCGUGAAGCACGCGAUGGCGCUGGCGUGGAGCCCGGAGGUGGAGCGACGGGUGGCGUGGGUCAUGGGGCGCCGCAGCAAGUGGAGCGUCUUCUGCUACAUGGACAAUCAGCGGAUCGCGAUCGAAACCCUCAAGUCUGCGCUGUCGGACAUUUUGGGGGAGAGGUGUCAUCAUGUGGUCCCGUUUUACGGAUGCUGUGCGUUCUACAUGGACGAGCGAGGUGCCCCGCUGCCAGUGUCAAGGUCAGAGAAUGGACGACCGGAGCCGCAGGGCAAGGUGGAGCAGAAGUUCGUGAUCGUGCUGCGUAGCGCGGACCACUACUCCAUCAACACGCGGCAACUGCUCGGGGCUCAGGCUCAGCGAAGGUCACAGCUGGAGCAGCUCGGCUUCACCGUGAUCGAGGUUCGAGCGGGAGAGUUCCGCUUCUAUGACGGCCCCGAUUUCUUGAAGGACAUCUUGUCGAAGCACGUUGACUUCUCGUUGGUGGAGCCCUCGGCCCAGACGUCGAGCUCGCUGUCGGCCACGAUCCGCAAGGACUUGCCUGGCUGGUCGGAGCAAAGUGACGAGGAUUUCAGCACGGAUGACGAGGCUUGUGACCCCGUGCUGACUUCUGGGAAGGGAGGUCGGCCAGACGAAGGCUCGUGGAAGGGUUUGGAUGAUGGUUCCAACACGAGGGAUGAUCCAGAUGAUUAGAGAUUGAAAUGUUUGAAUGUGAUUCUUUGAGUCUUUGAAAGUCAGUUGACCAUAGAUGGCUGAUAGGAAAGAAGGAGCCAACCCCACCAGAGCACCCACCAGCCACCCACCUACACCUUGUAGAUGAACCUUCUGUAUGCUUGCACUCACACACCGACCCACACACUCUGUGACAACACGUGUUGCCCCCGGGGACCCAUGGUGUGUCAGCUGCUCUCCCCUCUGUCCUUGAACGUGCCCCUCUCCCCUCUGUCCUUGAACGUGCCACUCUCCCCUCUGUCCUUGAACGUGCCACUCUCCCCUCUGUCCUUGAACGUGCCACUCUCCCCUCUGUCCUUGAACGUGCCCCUCUCCCCUCUGUCCUUGAACGUGCCACUCUCCCCUCUGUCCUUGAACGUGCCACUCUCCCCUCUGUCCUUGAACGUGCCACUCUCCCCUCUGUCCUUGAACGUGCUGGCGUGUCAGUGAAGGAGGAAGUUGUGGGGUUGUUGGAGAGUGCACACACGAUCACUUAUAUAUCCUUAGUUGGUGUCAAUAUGUGUAAGUUACAGACAAAUGUGGGGUUGUUGGAGAGUGCACACACGAUCACUUAUAUAAUAUAUCUAAUUUCUGUCUACUUGGAUGUAUAAUUGGGUUGGGUUGUUGUUUGUUUAUUAUUAUUAUAUUUUUUUAUUUUUUUUGGGGGGGGGGAUGUUGGAAGUUUACAAAGAAAAAAAAGUGAAGUAAAGAAGUCUUGUAUCAAAAUAAAUAAAUGUGAUAAUGCUCUAAUCUUCUUUUUCAAAAUAAUUUUUUGGCAUGUAGAUGUCUAAUGUUUUGUGUCAUUCCCAGCUGAAGAUUCAGAAAAAAAGAAAUUUUUCAUGUGUACUUUUGGGUGACAGAUGGAUAUAUAUUAUUUAUGAAUGACUUGCUGUAAUUGGUUGUCAUGGGGGUUUUGUCUGUUUGUUUGUUUGUUUGUUUGUUUGUUUGUUUGGGUUUUUUUUCCCUGUGUCCUGAUUUGGUGUCAGUAUAUGUAAGUUACAGACAAAUGUGGGGACAUGGUACAAAUUGUUAUGGUUUAAAAAAACCCAAGAAAAAUGAAAAUUGUUUAGAUGAGGAGGAUGAUGAUGGUGAAAUUUGUUGCUGAUUGCUAUAUAUAUAUAGAAAGAUUUAUAUAAAGCUGAUCCAAAUCAAAGUGAAAGCAUUGUGUGCAGUAUCAGGUGAUGGUGCUGUCUGUGUGUUUGUGACUGCCUUUUGUUGGAAUAAAUCGUGUACGGGUCGAUGAGUACGCCGGU